UUUUUCAGAUUUUUUUACUCCUCUGUAUGUUUAAUAAAAGAGAAUAAAGCCCUCAUACCUAGGGGAAAUUAUUUGUACGAGCUGAUACAUCCACAAACCACUUCCUCCUUCCCAGUCGCAAAUAAACUGAGCUACUAUUUGGUUAAAUUAUACAUAAAUAAUAAAUGGCGUUUAGUUUUUGUGCACCUCCCCCUACCAUACAAUGAGAAGAAUCAAAUUUUGUCGUGCCAUUCUCUAAAUGAAAAAGAGUUAUGGCCACAUAUCCUCAUAGAAGCUUUGCUAACUUGCUUUGAAAAUUUUCACCUUCCCUAUUAUCCUUUUUACCUCCUCGAGAUGUUAACGGGGCUCAAAUGUGUAAACAAGUCAUACGACUUUAUCCCCUUCGGGGACUACCUACGGGCGGAAAAAUGCUUUUUCAUCCCCUGCGCGGUGCUCUUUGGCAGGGGGAGCGACAGGAGCAGCGACGGGAGGAGCGUCAAUCUUUGUGACCAUACUGACGUAGCCUCUUCCCCCCCCUACUUACACGAAGAGCAACGCGCCCCCGCAGAUGCACCCAGGGACGAACAACAACACGCUGACCAUUCGGAGAAAACAACCAACCAAGUGAACACGGGGAACAGAAAGGAAGACACGAGGGAAAACCUAUGUGUGGUUCAAAAGACCUGCUUCUCCUUGAGAGGAACUGUGAAGAGCUCCCCCUUUCAUGAGGAUCACCCGCCAGCACGAUUCUUCUUUCUCAUCUGUUCGGUGGAAAAAGAUUAUGUAAAAAUAAAAUGCGAAAAUGUGAAGCCACGACAUUGUAUACCCUACUCGGAUUACCAACAGGCUAUGCAUAAAGCAAAGAAGGAUAUUUUCCCUAAGGGAUAUGCCUACAUCAACGAUAGGGGAAACAUACGGAUUAAAGACACAGAAUUGGUGCCAGUAAAUAGUUUGAUUCCCCCGAAUGGUAGUCCCGAGGGGGGAGAUGAAGGAGACCAGGGGUCAGAUAAAAAAUUGAGCUCACAUGUCACGAUGAGGGAACCCCAAACAGAAAGUUGUGGUGAUGCGAAUUGUGACAUAUAUGACAUUACUGUGAAUGAAGAUAACACCCAACAGGUGCUCCAGCUAAUUAGGAAAAUUUUAGGAGAUGGUAAGAAAAGCACCAAGGGUGCCAAAACGGUCAGCGAGGAAUCGGAUGGAAGGCUCCCCCGAAUGGGUACCUCCAAGUUGGGUAAAAAGGUAAUCCCUACACGCUGUGCAUAUUUAGAUAGAACAAACCAGUGUGAAUAUUUGUGUCAGGCAGGCAGUUUGUUUUGACGCGCGUGGAAUGGUGCGUGGGUGCUACUAAACAGUUUCCAAUCUGUAGUCAGCUCCUUCAUAGUCAGCUCCUCCGUAGUGGGCGUGGAGCGGUCACCCCACCUGGCCGCCUCA
Molecule: messenger RNA, 1410 nt
Organism: Plasmodium cynomolgi strain B
Lineage: Eukaryota; Apicomplexa; Aconoidasida; Haemosporida; Plasmodiidae
Exons: 1
Source: RefSeq, a predicted model, not a curated record